Messenger RNA from Cordyceps fumosorosea ARSEF 2679, 567 nucleotides. Its product is annotated as Kinetochore subunit NKP2. Gene Ontology annotation, biological process: chromosome segregation. NCBI's taxonomy places the organism in Eukaryota, Fungi, Ascomycota, Sordariomycetes, Hypocreales, Cordycipitaceae. The record is from RefSeq and is a predicted model, not a curated record. Gene Ontology annotation, cellular component: kinetochore; Mis6-Sim4 complex. The coding region runs from base 1 to 567 and encodes 188 amino acids. The transcript has 2 exons.
AUGUCUGCCCCCCCAACCGAGGCCGAGCUGCUCAGUAGCUACCUCCUCGACCCCGCGCGACUGCCCAACAUCAUGACGCUCGACCAGUUCCGCGCGCUUUUCCCGCGCGAUGUGCGCUCCGCCGCCCCCAUCCGCAGCCUCUUCCUCGACCUCGCCGCCCAGCGCGGGCAGGCCGUCGACGCCGUCGCCGCCGCCAUCGAGCUCGAGGCGCGCCGCGGCGGCCCGGCCAUUCGUCGCGAGGUCGCCCGCCAGCGCCGCGAGGAGCUCGACUGGGAGGUGGACGGCGAGGUAGAGAUGGACCGCGCCCUGUUUGGAAGCGAUUCGGCGGCCAAAAAGGCCAAGCAUACGCUCGGCAGUAUCCUACCGGAGCUCGACGGCGCGGCCGGUGCAGUCGAGGCCGAGAUUGCGAAGCUCCGUCAGCAGGAGGCUGACCUCGAAGGAGCCAUUGCCAGGAUCAUUGCGGACCUGGACGACGUGCGAACCGACAAUCUCAAGAACCGCCAAUUACCCGACCAAGUCCUUGACGGCUUAGAAAAUCUACAAGAAGUCUGCAAUCGCAAGACGUGA